UCCAACAGCUUGGAACCUACGGCCUCCCCGCUGGCCUGGCCAGCUACUAUGCGAAUUGAAGCUCUCAGCGCCCUCGUCGCGGUGGUUUGGCUGACCGCAGUCCUGUGCCCGCGGCUUGCUGCCGCCAACCUCACUUUACCCUUCUCCUCUCGUAAAUCCAGAGAGCAUCCCUUCAGAGGACAUAUCUCUCGCUGGACAGUGCCACUGGAAGACCCGAACAAGCGGAUGACGUACCGAGAGAUGCAGAUGGUUCUACGCCAGGAGGGAGGCGAAGAUGGCCUCGCAGUCGACUGUUGUCCAACGAUAGAGGAAAUGGUCGAGCCCGUUGGCGGCCGAAAUCGGCAAGACAUGUAUGUUGAGCUCUAUCGAGACGGCGAAAAUGCCCAGAGGUUCUUCGAAUACUCCUGCAGGCCAGACGUCCUCGAUAAGCCCUGCAGGUUCGUUGACCGGAAGCUUAGUAACCAGUCGAGAUGCGUACAGAAAUUCUCAUACACCUACGCCAUCGUCGAGAAUCCUGGAACGAAGGGAGGCUCCGAAGAACACAGGAGGCAUCAUCACAGGGAACACAGAUUUCCAACGUUUCCUGGGAACACAGUUAGCGGGUCAACGUGGACGUUGGACUACAUCAGGGUAAGGAGCGGCUGCAGCUGCGAGAUCAUGCCAAAGCCCAAAAAGAAGAAACCCAUGGCGACAAAGGCAAAGAAAGCGAAGAGUAAACUACGCUAGCAAAGAGAUCAAGAUUCAGACUUUGAGACGUGAGACUCGAACUCGUGUUUGGUCGAACUGCAAAAUGAAACAAAAAAAAAGGUUACCAGUGGUCGGUUC
Molecule: messenger RNA, 825 nt
Organism: Polistes canadensis
Lineage: Eukaryota; Metazoa; Arthropoda; Insecta; Hymenoptera; Vespidae
Exons: 4
Coding region: 49-726 (225 amino acids)
Biological process (GO): regulation of Toll signaling pathway; innate immune response; central nervous system formation
Cellular component (GO): extracellular region
Molecular function (GO): growth factor activity; Toll binding
Source: RefSeq, a predicted model, not a curated record